UGCUCCCGCCUUGGCGGCCUAUCUCCGUGCGCACGCGCGCGGAUGGGCGGGUUUGACUGGCUGUAGGGUCCGCGCCGUCGGUGAUUGGCGUUGGCGGCGGGAAGGUUGAGUUCCUGGUGCGCCGAGCCUGCAGGGCGAUGUGUAGUGACUUCCAUAGGGCUGAGUCUGGGACCGAGCUCCUUGCCCGACUUGAAGGUAGAAGUUCUUUGAAAGAAAUAGAACCAAGUCUGUUUGCUGAUGAAGAUUCUCCUGUGCAUGGUGAUAUUCUUGAAUUUCAUGGCCCAGAAGGAACAGGAAAAACAGAAAUGCUUUAUCACUUAACAGCACGAUGUAUACUUCCCAAAUCAGAAGGAGGCCUGGAAGUAGAAGUUGUGUUUAUCGAUACAGAUUACCACUUUGAUAUGCUCCGGCUCGUGACGAUCCUCGAGCACAGACUGUCCCAGAGCUCUGAGGAAGUGCUCAAGGUCUGCCUGGGGAGACUGGUGCUGCUGUACUGCAGCAGCAGCACCCACUUACUGCUCACGCUUCACUCACUGGAGAGCAUGUUUUGUAGUCGCCCGUCUCUUUGCCUUUUGAUUUUGGAUAGCCUGUCAGCUUUUUACUGGAUAGAUCGCGUCAACGGAGGAGAAAGUGUUAACUUACAGGAGUCUACUCUGAAGAAAUGUUCUCAGUUCUUAGAGAAACUUGUAAAUGACUAUCGCCUGGUUCUUUUUGCAACCACACAAACUUUAAUGCAGAAAGCCUCGAACUCGGUGGAAGAACCUUCUCAUGCCUCCCAACGCCUGCGUGACGUGGACAUAGACUAUAGACCCUAUCUCUGUAAAGCAUGGCAGCAAGUGGUGAAGCACAGGAUAUUUUUCUCCAAACAAGAUGAUUCGAAAAGCAGAAACCAAUUUUCAUUAGUUUCACGCUGUUUAAAAAGUAAGAGUGUAAAAAAACACUUUUUUAUUAUUGGAGAAAGUGGGGUUGAAUUUUGUUGAUAUGUAUCAUAAAAUAGUCUUUUGCAGGGUAUUAUGCAAGUCUUAAAGUUUUCUUUUUUAAGACAGGGUCUCGCUCUAUCUUCCAGGCUGGAGUGCAGUGGCACAAUCAUGGCUCACUGCAGCCUUGAACUCCUGGCCUCAAGGGAUCCUCCUAUGUGUGACUCUCAGAGUACAGAAAUUACAGGCAUGUGCCAGUGCACCCAGCCAAAAGUUUUUUUCUUUUUGAGAUGGAGUCUAACUCUGUCACCCAGGCAGGAGUGUUGUGGUGCGAUCUCGGCUUACUGCAACUGUUGCCUCCUGGGUUCAGGCGAUUUUCCUGCCUUAGCCUCCCAAGUAGCUGGGAUUACAGGCACCUGCCACAUGCCCGGCUGACUUUUGUAUUUUUAAUGGCGACUGCGUUUCACUAUGUUGGCCAGGCUGGUCUCGAACUCCUGACCUGAAGUGAUCCACAUGCCUUGGCCUCCCAAAGUGCUGGGAUUACAGGCGUGAGCCUCCGCGCCGGCCCUAAAGUUUUAAACUCUAGGGGAAUUAACAGUGUUUCUUUACAGAAUGGAUUUGUUAAACCAGUACAAUAAAUCUAAAGACUAUUCUGUUUCUAGGCUGUUGAAUCAAAGUGCUAUUAACAAUUAAACUUUGUAUUAAUAAAAUAAAAAAAAAAAAAGAAAAAACUUUGUAUUAAGCUUGCUUUAAAAGCAAAGAAAUAAUGUAUACAUAUAUUACAUAUAUCUGCCUAAAUAAGCUGGACAUUUAUAACUUUGUGUCACAUUUUUGGAAUUUCAUUAAGUACUUUUUUUUGUUUAAGAAACUUUACAGGCGAGGUGCGCUGGUUCACACCUGUUAUCGCAGCACUUUUGGGGCUGAGGCGGGCAGAUGAUGCAGUCAAGAGAUGGAGACCAUCCUGGCCAACACAGUGAAACUCUGUCUCUACUAAAAUAUAAAAAUUACCUGGGCAUGGUGGCGUGUGUCUGUAGUCCCAGCUACUCAGGAGGCUGAGGCAGGAGAAUUGCUUGAUCCCAGGAGGCAGGGUUUCAGUGAGCAGAGAUCGAGCCACUGCACUCCAGCCUGGCGACAAAGGGAGACUCUGUCUCAAAAAGAAACUUUACAUAAAUGCAUUUCUUUCUUCUUCUUCUUUUUUUUUUUUUGAGAUGGAGUCUCAGUCUGUCGCCCGGGCUGGAGUGCAGUCCAAGUAGCAUGACACAUGCCUCUAGUCCCAGCUAAUAGUAGCUAAUAGUAGCUGGGAUUGAGGCAUGUGUCACAACACCCAGCUAACUUUUGUAUCUGGUAUCACCAUGUUGGCCAGGCUGGUCUUGAACUCCUGGCCUGAAGUGAUCCACCUGCCUCAGCCUCCCAAAGUUCCGGGAUUACAGGCAUGAGCCAUCUUGCCUGGCAUCUUUUCUUUUCUCUCUCUCUUUUUUCUUUUUUUUUUUUUUGGAAACAGGAUCUCACUCUGUUUCCCAGGCUAGAGUGCAAUGAUGCAGUCAGAGCUUGCUGUAGCCUCAAUCUCUUGGGUUCAAGUGUGACCCUCCUACCUCGGCCUCUGAGUAGCUGGGACUAUAGGCAUGGGCCACCACGUCCUGCUAAUUUUUGUAUUUUUUUAUAAAGACAGGCUUCACCAUGUUGGCCAGGCCUGUCUCAAAUUCCUGUACUCAAGCAGUCCAUCUAGCUCAGCCUCUCAAUGUGCUGAAAUUACAGGUGUGAGCCACCAUGCAUAACCAGUUACUAGUAUUCUCUGACCUCUUUAGAACAGUCAUUUCCAGCUGAGAGUUGGACAGGUGCUUUUUUUGUUGUUUGUUUUUGAGAUGGAUUCUCUCCUGCUGCCUAGGCUAGAGUGUGGUGGUGUAAUCUUGGCUCACUGCAACCUCCACCUCCCAGGUUCAAGUGAUUUUCCUGCCUCAGCCUCCCGAGUAGCUGGGAGUACAGGUGUGUGCCACUAUGCCCGGCUAAUUUUUGUACCCCAAAUGGGUGUGUGCACCUCAAGGGGUAUACAAGGGGAUGUGUUGUGGUGGAGGAAGAAAAUUUUAGAAAUUCUCUUAACACAUUUAAUUCAAGAAGAGAUCAGUUUGUAUCAGUUUGAUAUUUAGAUUGACCUCAGCAGUCUCCUUCAAUCCGUAUGUCAAAAUGUCAUAUGUCACAUAUGUAUCUGAGUUACUCCGUGGGAAAAGUGGAAGGAAUUGGAGUAGUGUCCUCAUGGGCUUGUUCAUUUUUAUGUUUCCUAUUCAGUUAAAGCUAUUUAUCUGUAAAUGCACUUACCUAAUGGAAGUUUCUUUCUUCUUUCUUUUUCUUUUUUUUUUUUUUUUUGAGACAGAGUCUCAUUCUGUCGCCCAGGCUGGAGUGCAGUGGCGUGAUCUUGGCUCACUGCAACCUCCGCCUCCCAGACUUGAGCAAUUCUCCUGCCUCAGCCUUCUGAGUAGCUGGGAUUACAGGCGCCUGCCACCACACCUGGCUAAUUUUUCUAUUUUUAGUGGAGGCGGGUUCACCAUGUUGGCAAGGCUGGUCUUGAACUUGUGACCUUAGGUGAUCCGCCCACCUCGGCCUCCCAAAGUGCUGGGAUUACAGGCUUGAGCCCCCACACCUGGCCAUGCAUAUGUUUAACUUUUUUUUUUUAUAGUUCAUCUUUCUAAAUUUUGUAUACUUUUAUUAUAUGCAAUACAUGUUAGACAUAAUUUUUUUUUUUUAGAUGGACUUUCCCUCGUGUUGCCCAGGCUAGAGUGCUAUGGCACAGUUUCGACUUAUGGCAACUUCCACCCCCUGGGUUCAGGCAAUUCUCCUGCUUCAGCCUCCCAAAUAGCUGGAAUUACAGGCAUGUGGCACCAUGCCCAGCUAUUUUUUUGUAUUUUUAGUAGAGAUGGGGUUUCUCCAUGUUGGUUAGGCUAGUCUCAAACUUCUGACCUACCUGCCUCGGGCUCCCAAAGUGCUGGAAUUACAGGCAUGAGCCACCGCGCCUGACCAUACAUAAGUAAUUUAUAAACAUUUGUAAGUUGGGGAAAUAUGCUGAUUUCACCCCAUCAGUGUGUAUGGUCAGUACAAUUCAGAAUCCUACUCUAGAGUACUACUUUCAGCUCUCGAGACAAGAUGUGAAUGUUCAGUUACCUUCCCUUUCAAGCUCUGUAAAGUGUGUGCCAAGUGUGUAUGAAAAACUCAGCAAAUCUCAGCAGAAUUCUAGCCUUAAAUACAAUAGGAUUUUUCAUUUCCCCUUUCUGUAAAUGAAAUGUUAAUUUAAUGGACUGUUAUUCACUGAUUUAUAACUUACUCUUUAGGAAAAUGAUUUAAAAAUAAUGAACUUUCAUACUAACUUAAAUUAUCAAUUAUAAUAAUGUGUCAGACUAAAGACUGCAUUAUCUAAAAAUGAUUUGUUAUUUGACACGUUGGAAGGAAUUAAGAAUACUGGUUAGGCUGGGUGCGGUGGCUUACAUCUGUAAUGCCAGCUCUUUGGGAGGCCGAGAUGGGUGGAUCACUUGAGGUCAGGAUUUCAAGACCAACCUGGCCAACAUUGUGAAACCCUGUCUCUACUAAAAAUACAAAAAAAAGAAAAGAUUAGCCAGGCAGUAGUGGCGCAUGCCUGUAAUCCCAGCUACUCAGGAGGCUGAGGCAGGAGAAUUGCUUGAACCUGGGAGGCGGAGGUUGCAGUGAGCCGAGAUUGCACCACUGCAUUCCAGUCUGUGCGACAGAGUGAGACCCUGUCUCAAACCAAAAAAAAAAAAAAAAAGAGAGAGAGAAGAAAUUUUAGUACUUGUAAAAAGUAAAGAGAAAGAGAUAGAGACACCACACUGUAAGUUAUAUAUGUAGCAGACACCAGGGAUGCUGGCUGGAACCAGAAUAAUAACAGAAGUGCAUGAUUACAAAUCUCAGAAUAUUUAUCCCAUUUAUUUGUCUUAUUUACCUGUAAAAAAAAAAACAAGGGGAUCAUAAAAUACUUUUCUUCUCGAGGUCACUGUGAGAAUCUGGUGGAAAAAAAUACAUGUGAAAAUUAGUUCAGACAUUUAUUUAAUAUAUACUAUACAAAAUUAAUAUGGUAAUUACCUUAUCACUUGCUUCAAAUAUAUAGUUUACUUUUUUUAAAGGCAAUCAGUUAUUUAAUUAGAUUAUUAGGACAUUUAAAACACCAAUUUGUGAGGAUAAAUUCCAUUUGUCAGGGCAAACACAGAUCGCAGGUAGCCCUGGAGCUGAGGAAUAGCUUUGAUUUUUGGUAAAAUUUGUGAGUCCACAGCUUUCUGAUCAAUUUUGCUCUGCUCUGUAAUCUCGUAUUUCUCUUUUUCUGUGUCAAAGAUCUCACCUUCCUGGUGUCUGGGCUUCCACAACUUCUUCUUGAAGUAAGCAUCAGUAAGAUGUUUUGGGAUUUUUACAUUGCUGGUAUCAAUUUUGAUUGAGGUGGCAAUGACAAAUUUCUGGUGCGUUCUUCGCAGAGGAACUCAAUUGAGGACCAGAGGUCCAGUCACAAGUAACAAGCCACUAGCCAGCUGCUUCAGGAAAACCACCCUCUUGCCCUGUGGCGUCCAGUGUGGAUGAUCAGAAUGGUCCCGGGGGUAAUGCUGGCUCGCAGUUUUCUCACGUGCUGACUAAAGGGUUUUUUGCCGUGGCUCAACAGCUUUCGAGGCACAUCUUCAUUAGGAUAAUACCCAGGCAUUUUGCGAAGUUUAACCACCCGGGUGCUGCUGUUUUUGUCACCACCAACUGGUUUUGUAACAGUUGCAAGAACCUUCUUCUUUUUCUUUUCAACCUUGGAUUUAGCCGCUGAGUACUUCCUCUUGUACACGGCCUAUCUGGAAUACAUGGCAGAUCGGGAAUACCUGCCAAUUCCUCUGACAAGAACAGGAUUGCGGCUGCAAUGGGGCUUCCCCUUCUGGGGCUUUUUAGCCUUGAGGGUUACCCUUUUUCACUUUGCUACCAGCAUCAGCCUUCUUGGCUUCCGGUUUCUUCUCUUUAGUAUCUGGCUUCUCAACUUUUUCACCUGCCAUCUUGCAAGAUGGGAAAGAGUAGUUUUCUACUUUUAACCACAAGAUGCUGUAUUAUUUGCUUUAAGGCUUAGCUAAAAAAAAAAAAAGCUGCUAUAUUAUUAUUUCAUUAAUUUUUUAUGUAGACUACUAAGUUAUUUAUGGAUUAUCUAAGAAUGAGACUGAAAUAGACAUUUUCAGAUAAAGAAAAACAGAAUUUACCACCAAAAUUUCUUCAGUAAACAAACUUCUAAAAGAUAUACUUCAAGGAAGAUUAUCCCAGAAAGUAAAUCUGAGAUGUAAGAAUAAUGAUGAGUAAAUGGUAAGCACUGGAGUAAAUCUAAAGAAAUACUGAUAGUAAGGCAAUCCUAAGCAAAAAUAACAAAGCUGGAGGCAUCACACUACCCAGCUUCAAACUAUACUACAAGACUGCAGUAACCAAAACAGUAUAGUACUGGCACAAAAACAGACACGUAGAGCAAUGGAACAGAAGAGGUAAUUCAGAAAUGAGACCGCACACCUAUAAUUUUCUGAUCUUUGACAAACCUGACAAAAACAAUGGGCAAUGAAUUCUCUAUUCAAUAAAUGGUGCUGGGAUAACUGGCCAGCCAUAUGCAGAAGAUUGAAAAUGGACCCCUUCCUUACAACAUAUACAAAAAUUAAACUCAAGAUGAAUUAAAGACUUAAUGUAAGAUCCCAAACAAUAACAAUCCUGGAAGAUACUCCAGGCAAUACCUUUCAGGACAUAGGCACAGUCAAGGAUUUAAUGAUGAAGAUGCCAAAAACGAUUGUAACAAAAGCAAAAAUUAACAAAUGGGAUCUAAAUUUAAACUAUAGAGCUUCUGCACAGCAAAAGAAACCAUCAACAGGGUAAACAAACAAAGAAUGGGAGAAAAUUGUUGCAAACUAUGCAUCUGAGAAAGGUUGGAUAUCCAGCAUCUCUAAGAAACUUAAACAAAUUUAGAAUAAAAAAACACUCCAUUAAAAAGUGGGCAAAGGACAUGAACCGACACUUUUCAAAAGAAGACAUUUGUGGCCGACAAUCCUAUGAAAAAAAGCUCAACAUCACUGAUCAUUAGAGAAAUGCAAAUCAAAGCCACAAUGAGAUGUCAUCUCACACCAGUCAGAAUGGCUAUCAUAAAAAUGUAAAAAAAAAAUAACAGAGGCUGGAGAGGUUGUGGAGAAAAAGAUAUGAUUGUACACUGUUGGUGGAAGUGUAAAUUUGUUCAACCAUUGUGGAAGGCAGUGUGGCGAUAAAGACAGAGAUACCAUUUGACCCAGCAAUCUCAUUACUGGGUAUAUACCCAAAGGAAUAGAAAUCAUUCUGUUAUAAAGACACAUGCACGCAUAUGUUCAUUGCAGCGCUGUUCACAAUAGCAACGGCAUAAAACCAACUUAGAUGCCCAUCAGUGAUAGACUGGAUUAAGAAAAUGUGGUACAUAUAUACUAGAGAAUACUGUGCAGCCAUAAGAAGGAACAGGGACAUGGAAGGGGCUGGAGGCCAUUAUCCUUAGCAAACUAGCAUAGGAACAAGGUCAUGUCCUUUGCCAGGAACAUGGAAGGGGCUGGAGGCUAUUAUCCUUAGCAAACUAACGUAGGAACUGAAAAACAGGUACUGCAUGUUCUCACUUAUGAGUGGGAGCUCAAUGAUGAGAACACAUGGAUAUAAAGAAGGGAACAACACACACUGGGGCCAACAUGAGGGUGGAGGGUUGGAGGGAGAAGAGCACAAAGAAUAACUAUUGGGUACUAGGCUUAAUAACUAUUGGGUACUUGGGUGACAAAAUAAUCUGUACAACAAACCCCCAUGACACGUUUACCUAUAUAACCUGCACAUGUACCCUUGAACUUAAACAGUUUUACAAAGUUGAUAGUAUAAAACUAUUUGAUUUGUGAGAAAAAAACAUAAAAUUCAAAAUAACCUAUUGCCUCCUGUAAUCCUGUAUAUGUAAGGUAAGUAAUUGAACUUAUUCAACCUGAAGAUCGUGCAUUACUCUGUUUUGCUGUUGUUUUGUUUUGAGGCAGGCCCUUUGCCACCCAGGCUGGAGUGUAGUGGCUUGAUACUGGCUCACUGCAGCCUACACCUUCUGGGCUCAAGUGAUCCUUCCACCUUAGCUUCCUGAGGAGCUGAAACUACAGGUGUGCAGCAUCACGCCUGGCUAUUUUGGGGGCAGGGUUAGAGACAAGUCUCCCUAUGUUGUCCAGGCUGGUCUGAAACUCCUGGGCACAAGCAGUCAUCCUGCCUAAGCCUUUCAAGCUGGUAGAAUUUCUUUUAUAGGAAGCCCUUCAAAUUUUCACCUUCAAAAUCAAGGCUCAAUUUGGACCAUAUCUUUACUGUCCUUCAGAAUAAUACAAGGUUAGCCUGUCUCUACAAAAAAUUUAAAACUUAGCCAGGCAUGGCAGCAGUGGCUAUAGUCCCAACUACUCAGGAGGCUGAGGUGGGAGGAUCACUUGAGCCCAGGAAGCUGAGGCUACAGAGAGCCAUGAUUAUGCCAUUGCACUCGAGCCUGGACCACAGAGUGACACCUUGUCUCAAGAAAAAAAAAAUGGGCUUGGUGUGGUGGUUCACGCUUGUAAUUUCAGCACUUUGGGAGGCUGAGGCGGGCGGAUCACCUGACGUCAGGAGUUUGAGACCAACCUGGCCAAUAUGGUGAAACCCUAUCUCUACUAAAAAAUAUAAAAGUUAGCUGGGUGUGGUGGCAGGCACCUGUAACCCCAGCUACUUGGGAGGCUGAGGUAGGAAAAUCACUUGAGCCCAAAAGUCUGAGGUUGCAGUGAGCCGAGAUUGCACCACUGUACUCCAGCCUGGGCUACAGAGGCUCCAUCGCAAAAAAAAAAAAAAAAAAAAAAAAAAAAAAAAAAAAGUCAACAAUAGGAUUAUUAGAUUUCAAAUUUAGACAAAAAAAAAAAAUAAAAAACUUUCUAAAGAAUAGGUCAAAUAAGAAAUCAUAUUCAAAAUUUAGGUCAGGGACAGUGGCUCACGCCUGUAAUCACAGCACUCUGGGAGGCCAAGGCGGGUGGAUCACGAGGUCAGGGGUUUGAGACCAGCCUGGGCAACAUGGAGAAACCCUGUCUCUACUAAAAAUAUAAAAAUUAGCCAGGCAUGGUGGUGUGCACUUGUAAUCCCAGCUACUCAGGAGGCUGAGGCAGGAGAAUUGCUUGAACCUGGAGGCAGAGGUUACAGUGAGCCGAGAUUGUGCCACUGCACUCCAGCCUGGCAACAGAGCGAAACUCCAUCUCAAAAAAAAAGAAAGAAAAAUAUUCAAAAUUUAAAAAUACUAAUAUACAACUUAAGUUAUAAAAAGAAAAACAAAAGAAAGGACACCGAAGGAGGAAAUAACAGCCGAAACUGAUUAAAUAGAAAACCAAGUAAGAACAACCAGGUGAAAGCUGGUUCUAUUCAUGGAUGAUUAGGAAGAGUAAGCUUUUUACUGAAGUUCAAAACAGUAGGAGGCAUGAACUAUAGACAGAGCAGAGAUUUAUUUUAGAAUAUUUAUAUCAAUAAAUUUGAAAACACAACAGACACAUCUUACUAAAACUACCUCCAAGAAAACACAAAAACUUCUCUAAAAUUGACACUUUAAAAAGCAACUGUAAUUACAAGACUUGAAUCAGUAAUUUGAGCUCUCCCCAGACAUUUAGGGAGACUUGAAUUUUCAGUGAUAAAAUAUGUAAUUUAGACAAACUCACCCACUGAAGUGAAGAAACUGGAUAAAAUACAAACAUAUUUGAUACUUCAAAGAGUAUCUAACCAGUUGAAGAAUUGCAGGUCAAGGUCCUGAGGGGGUGGAAGGCCAUAUGCCACUUGCAGUUGCUGAGAGUAAGCUGUACUUUUGGUGCUGUCUCUGGGGAGCAGUAAACCACGGCCCACUGUCACCAGGACGCUGAAAAGUGAUGCCCGAGGGUUAAGGGUGAAAUGGAAAUAAACUAGCCUCUUCCCCAGACUGCAGCUCAGUCUUGCAUCAUUUGAGUGGCACAAAAAGUCACAGGCCAGGCGCAGUGGCUCAUGCCUGUAAUCCCAGCACUUUGGGAGGCCCAGGUGGGUGGAACACCUGAGGUCAGGAGCUCGAAGCCAGCCUGGGCAACAUGAUGAAACCCUCUCUCUACUAAAAAUUUAAAAAUUAGCUGGGUAUGGUGGUGGGUGCCUGUAAUUCCAGCUACUUGGGAGGCUGAGGCAGGAGAAUCAUUUGAACCUGGGAGGUGGAGGUUGCAGUGAGUGGAGAUCAUGCCAUUGCACUCCAGCAUGGAUGACAAGAGUGAAACUGUCUCAAAAAAAAGUUACAGGCCAAGCUAUGCUAGCACUGCCGCACUCCAGCCUGUGUGAGGGAGUGAGACCACGUCACACACACAAGUCACAAACCUUAAUAUUUUUUAAAAUUUUGGUUGAGCGUAGUGGCUCACAGCUAUAAUCCCAGCACUUUGGGAGGCUGAGGCAGAAGGAUUAGUUGGGGCCAGGAGGUCCUGAUCAGCCUGGGCAAUAUAGAGAGACCCCUGUCUCUACAAAAAAAUUUUUUUUUUUUUUGAGACUGAGUUUUGCUGUUGUUACCCAGGUUGGAGCGCAAUGGCGCGAUCUCGGCUCACCGCAACCUCCACCUCCCGGGUUCAGGCAAUUCUCCUGCCUCAGCCUUCUGAGUAGCUGGGAUUACAGGCACGCGCCACCAUGCCCAGAUAAUUUUUUGUAUUUUUAGUAGAGACGGGGUUUCACCAUGUUGACCAGGAUGGUCUCGAUCUCUUGACCUUGUGAUCCACCCACCUCGGCCUCCCAAAGUGCUUGGAUUACAGGCUUGAGCCACCGCGCCCGGCCUACAAAAAUAUUUUUAAAAUAAAAUUGGGGAUAGAGAGAUGAAAGGAAAAUGGCAAAAUAUUGGUAACUGUUAGAGUAUGACACUAAUUGAGGUGAUCUCUGAUUUUUAGUGCCCCCAAGACCCUAUGAAAAUAAAAAUUCUCUUAAUAAUAAUGAGAGAGCUCAUCAAUAAUAAUAUCAUCCUAGGCCUCAAUUUGUAAAAGAUAAUUAUCAAAUGCAGUGUCUGAAAUGUGUCCGAAAUACAAUCAGUAACAUGACACAGAAGAAGACAAGUCUCUUGAAUAAGAAACUGCAGGAACGAAUGACUCCCCCAAAAUGUGCACCUGUACACACAGACACACCCACUCACAGACUUAGAACACAUGGCAAGAACAGCAUAUCAUUUGGCACUGGGAGCAGAUGGAACUAGAGUUCUAAGGGCCUUGCAUUGUAUGGGUGACCGGAAAAGGUCUCAAUAUUAGACAUUGAGAGAGUCUGCACCUUAUGAUUCCUUAACUACUCAAGAAUAGAAAAAGGGCAUAACUUUAAAAUCAAACAAGGGAAAGUGAUGGGCUAAUUUUUAAAUUAAAAACAAACACAGCAGGACAGAUCCAAAGCACAGAGAAGGUGGUACACUGAACCCCAUCCACACCAUUAGCUGGUGGUGGAGUCUUCAUUUCAUGCAAAGGGACUGAGGACUCCAGUUACCACAGUCUCGCUCUGUCACCCAGGCUGGAGUGCAGUGGCGUGAUCUCGGCUCACUGCAAACUCAGCCUCCCGGGUUAAAGCGAUUCUCUUGCCUGAGCCUCCUGAGUAGCUGGGACUACAGGCACGCGUCACCAUGCCUGGCUAAUUUUUUGUGUUUUUAGUAGAGACAGAGUUUCAUUGUGUUACCCUGGAUGGAGACUGGUUCUUAAAAUACAUGUUUGCUGUUUUAUUUUUAGAGAGAAGGUCUUGCUGUGUUGCUCAGGCUGGCAUGCAGUGGCACCAUCACAACUCACUGCAGCCUCAAACGUCUGGGUUCCAGUGAAACUACCACCUCAGCCUCCCAAGUAGCCGUGCCUACGUGCAUGUGCCACCUCACCCAGCUGAUUCCCUUGAAUUAGUAAAAGGUAUAUACAAAAAUCCCGCAGUAAACAUCACUUAAUAGUGAAAUAUUAGAAGUGACUCUUAAAAUCAACAACAAGACAAGAGUGCCUGCUAUCGUUACUUGUAUUCAGCAUUGUACUGAAAGUGUCAACACAGGCAAGGAAAAUAAAAAAAGGCAUGUGGAAGAAACAAAACUGUCAUUCUUUAAAGGUUAGAUGAUUGUAUGUAUGGAAACCCAGUAUCAUUUAUGAGCAGAUUAUUAGUAUUAAGAGUUUAGCAAAUUCACGAGCUGAAAGAUGAACAUUUAAGUUUUUCUAAGUACCAGCCACAGAAUUAGAAAAUGGAAUUUUAGGCCGAGUGCAGUGGCUCACAACUAUAAUCCUAGCACUUUGGGAUGCCAAGGAGGGAGGAUUGCUUGAGUCCAGGAGUUCGAGACCAGCCUGGGCAACUUAGUGUGAGACCCUGUCUCUAUAAAAAUAAAUUUUUAAAAAGAAAAUGGAAUUUUAAUUGUAUAUAAUUUUUAAUCAUAACUAAAAAUAUAAAGUGCCUAGAAAUCUAGCAAGAAUAUGCAAGACCUUUUUGGAGAAAAUUACAAAGCUAUAUUGUAAGCUGAGUUUAACCCUUUUCUCAUUUAGAGAAAAAAAAGUGCAGCUCACUGCCAGCGUUCAUUUAAUUUUACAUAAACACACUCUUGGAGGCUGAAGCAAAUCUUAACUGAUUUUCAGUGUGAAAAUAAAAUAUAAAAACUGUUCCUGGAGUUAUUUCUAAACGGAACUAACAUCAGAGUCAUCUGAAUCAUCAGAAUCAUCUAUUUCAGAAAACUCGGAUUCAUUGAAUGAAUCUUUAGCUAACUGUUGAGAAUGAUGUUAACAUCACAUGUAGGAAUGCUACAUUUUCUAGGAUUUGACAUUUUCAGGAAUCAAGAAUUACUAUAUUUUGUAAAUGGAAAUACCACUACUAAAAACAGAAUG
This is a messenger RNA of Callithrix jacchus (white-tufted-ear marmoset), 12754 nucleotides long. RefSeq names its product X-ray repair cross complementing 2 (gene XRCC2). Gene Ontology annotation, biological process: DNA strand invasion; double-strand break repair via homologous recombination. Lineage: Eukaryota; Metazoa; Chordata; Mammalia; Primates; Cebidae. The record is from RefSeq and is a predicted model, not a curated record. Gene Ontology annotation, molecular function: ATP binding; four-way junction DNA binding; ATP-dependent DNA damage sensor activity. Gene Ontology annotation, cellular component: replication fork; Rad51B-Rad51C-Rad51D-XRCC2 complex; centrosome.